UCUCAUCUAGAGUGAGAACGGAGGAGAAAGGUUGAAGGCUCAAUCGAUUAUUUUCACCCCUACACUUAUUCCUUCUAGUUCUAGGUUAACCAACCUCGAGCCAAGAACAAAUUUCUCUAAAAUAACAUAAUCUGGGUUUCGAUUACAACGGCAACAACACCUUCUAUCUUCUCCUUGUUGUCGCAUUAAGUUGCUGUUGAAGAAUUCUCUUCAUGAUCGAUAUGCUUUAUUAUUUUCUGUAAUAACCUUUAAUCUCGAUUCCCAAAGACGACCCUGCUACCAUCAGCUCGGUAUAUCGAUUCUCCACUCAACGCGCCAAGUGUCCACCACAAAGGUCAAAUACGAAAGGACACAGCGCAACAAUCUCGCCAUCCUGUGCAUCGCGAUCAAUUAUUAAAGAAAGUCCCGUACGACGUUGGGGCUACAAUUAUUGGCAAAAGCUGUAACGAUUGUAGCAGGUGCCUGAGGGGCCCAGUACAUACGACACAUAAUGCAUUUGGCAUACCCCUCGAGGAAAGCCUCGAAUCCUCCGGCAUAUCUUGCGCCACGGUCUUCUCGUUUCCCAAUGCUACGCAGAAGUAGGGUGAAGACGAUACUUCUAGGUGCCUGUGCCAUAGGGGCAGUAUUCUUUAUACUUUCAAGUAUACUUGGGGGAGCAGACAGAAUUCCAUCAGGGACUCCGCCGGUUGUAAUUGUCACAGUAUUGGAUACGGUGGGAUACAGCAAAGAAUAUCAGGAUAGCGUAAAGGAGAAUCGAAUUCAGUACGCCAGGAAACAUGGUAAGCAAAUUCUGUGCGAAUGGCCAGAUCUCACUAUUCUGGUACUGGGGCAAGAACCAAACUGAUCAUUCUUAGGCUAUGCAACAUUUUUCCCUAGCAUUGGAGACUAUGAUGUUCAAGGAUCACCAAAUUCAUGGUCCAAAGUUCCCGCUGCACGACACGCACUAUCACAAUUUCCACAUAGCGAAUACAUUUGGGUUUUGGAGCAGAAUGCCCUCAUCAUGAAUCCUGCGCUGAAAGUCGAGGAUCACAUUAUGGAACCAAAACGGUUGGAAAGCUUGAUGAUCAAAGACCAAUCUAUUGUGCCUCCCGACAGUGUUAUCAAGACGUUUCCAAAUUUAAAAGGAGGAAACAUUGAUUUGGUACUCACUCAGGAUAAAGACGGUCUGUCGCAGGCUAGUUUUAUCAUCAGAAAGGGGGAAUGGAGUAAAUUCUUUCUCGAUACAUGGUUUGACCCUCUGUAUCGUUCUUACAAUUUCCAGAAGGCGGAUACGCAUGCAUUGGUGAGUGCUCAUACGUCUUUGGAAGGUUCGAUAUCUAAUAUUAAUCAGGAACACAUUGUGCAAUGGCAUCCAACGAUUUUGUCGAAGUUGGCACUCGUGCCACAGAAAAUAAUGAACGCAUACAACUCGGAUGAUGCGGGGGGAUAUAAAGAUGGAGAUUUCGUCGUCCGAUUUCCAGGUUGCGACCAGUCAGGACGAGACUGUGGAAAAGAGGCCGAAAAAUACACAAGACAAUGGCGGACUGUCUUCGCCCAACGAUGAUCCAUACCUUUACUACGAUAAUUCUUCCAAUCCUCAUUAACAGCAUAUAAGCAUACUUAGGGCUAUAGGAAGCCCUUAUGAUCUACGAAUAGCGGGCAAGGCGUUUGCAGGCGUACAACAGCAUGAAGAUAAAUGUUUGCAUAAAUGUACAAUACCGGCGAGGACGUCUGUAGCAACAUGGAUAUCGUUGAGGCUGGCAGGUGUAGUUUUCUGGGGGUUGAAGUAAAGAUUUUGUCUUCUGUAUAUUAUUCGAAGCCUACAUACCCCAGCUGUCA
This is a messenger RNA of Sclerotinia trifoliorum, 1818 nucleotides long. Lineage: Eukaryota; Fungi; Ascomycota; Leotiomycetes; Helotiales; Sclerotiniaceae. The record is from the annotation of a GenBank genome assembly.